Molecule: messenger RNA, 1140 nt
Organism: Limanda limanda (common dab)
Lineage: Eukaryota; Metazoa; Chordata; Actinopteri; Pleuronectiformes; Pleuronectidae
Gene: irgq2
Product: immunity-related GTPase family, q2
Exons: 1
Coding region: 1-1140 (379 amino acids)
Cellular component (GO): membrane
Molecular function (GO): GTP binding
Source: RefSeq, a predicted model, not a curated record
AUGGCUGAUGUUUUCAAAAGCCUGAGCUUCCUUGAGACCCUGAAAGAAUCCAUAGACAGCAAUAAGUUAUCAGAUGUCAGGGACGCGGUGGAAGAUCUCCUGAUCAGUAGGAUAAACUUGGCUGUGGUGGGAAACCGCGGUGAUGGAAAAGACUCCUUCAUCAACUCCCUCCGUGGCCUCGGACCAGGGGAUGAGGGGGCGGCUCCUGCUUCGACCCCCGUGGCCUCAGAGGGCGUGGCAGGCUACCCUGACCCUAAACACCCGGACUUCCGCCUGUGGGACCUGCCGCCUGUGCCCGACACCUCCCCAUUCGAACCUGAGGGAUACAUGGAUAGAGUUAAAUUCCUCCGCUACAACGCUGUCUUCAUGGCAUUCACAAAUACGCCCCAUCCCAACAGUGUGCAGGUGUUCUUGGAAGCCCGCUCACUUCAGACACAAACGGUGUACUGGGUUCUGUUAGCCUCAGUGGGAGAUCCAGAGAAGAGCCUGGAAGAGAAGAGGAAAGUCAGUCUGGAAACACUGAGGUCACUGGGUGUGACGCAGCCUAAAGUCUACGUGGUCAGACCCUCCACCCUGGAGAAGUCUGACUUCCCUGCUCUGUUGGACGACUUGGGCAAAGACCUUCCAGAGAUCCGAGCCCAAGCCCUUCUCUUGGCUCUCCCAACGCUCACCUCAGCCCUGGUCACACAGAAAAAGGAGGCCUUCAAAGCUCUGGUAUGGGCCGCUGCGUCGCUAUCUGGUGGGAUGUCUGCCAUUCCCGUCCCCCUGGUGGCUUCUAUGGUGGACUCGAGUGUAGCGGUGCGGAUCCUGACAAAAGCACAGUUAUCUCUGUGCCUGGAUGAUGAAUCAGUCGAGCGACUGGCCCGGCAGCGCGGCGUGGAACCCCCGAGACUUAAAGGGCUGCGUACUUGUGCUCUGUCAGGGGAGGUUACCAAAGGGGAAGUGAAGAGGCGACUGGCGGCGGCAGAACAGGACUUGGCCACGGUGUCGUCAAAGCUGGUGGAGAUGGCCAUGCCCAGACACGCCCGUUAUGCCAGCCGCUCCUUCACCGCCAUGCUGCAAGCUCUGAACGGCGCCAUUGAUGAAAUGGCGGCUGAUGCCGUGAAUAUCGUGGCUGCAGCUCUCGGGGAGAGGGAGUGA